This is a messenger RNA of Angiostrongylus costaricensis, 2868 nucleotides long. NCBI's taxonomy places the organism in Eukaryota, Metazoa, Nematoda, Chromadorea, Rhabditida, Metastrongylidae. The record is from the annotation of a GenBank genome assembly.
AUGUCGUAUUUUCUUCGAGAAUUCGUCCCUCGUGAUUCAUCCUCGACGUUGAGCAUUCCAUCACCUCAGAAGGUUUCGGAACAGUACGGACGUCUUAUCAAAAAGUACUAUCCUGUGCGAUCGAAUGACAGCGUUUUGCGGGUACCAUUGCUGAAAGAUAGUGAUGAAGCUCAACGAGUUGCUAAUGUUAGAGCAACUGUUGAAGAAGUACGUUCGCAAGUAAAUGAAAAUGCUGAGCAAGAUGCUCGCAUAUACGGAGAUUUAUUGGAAAAGAAGGAAAUAGUGGAAAAUGCAAGCAAUUCCAAUCGUAUGGAAAACUUACGUGGUGGAGUAGAGCGUAGUGAUCAUGCAACGGGUACUCAGUUGGUGUGCGUUGGCUUGUCAUGCGUUUUCGAUGUUCUCCGACAGUUAAGCCGAAAAGAUUCAGAGCUUUGUGUUCAGGCACUUGAUUCGCUUAUGGCUUUAUUGCAGAACUUCAACUCUUCGUGCGAUGAGCUACAAGUACCUGAGAAUCUGCACCGAUUAAGUGUUAUGAUUCAGCACAAGGCCUGUAAGGGUUCCGAAGCCGAGUAUGUGGUUCUACCCACAGACUGUAUGCAGACGGCUUUGUUUUCUGAUGAUCAAACGGCCGACUUUCACAUCGGAAAGGAUAUAUCUUUUUUACAGUCAAAAUCAGGAAAAAUUUACUACGCUGGAAAUGGGAUUAAUUAUGGCUUGCAAGAAACCGGUACGACGUGGAUGGAGCUGGUAUUACCUGAAAGCAUUGUAGAAAUGUCAGUGGGUGCGGAGUAUGCUUUGUUUCGUGCAGGAAGCGGACACGCAUGGAUCGCUGGUGGUGAUGAUGGCAGACGCACUGGAAAACUGAGAAGGUUGUUAACAAUGAAUAGGAGAAAGACCCAGUCCAUUAGCUGCGCAGCUGGUAGUUACGGCUACGUCACCGAUAAUGGACGAGUCUAUGUUGGCGGUCGACAUGGUAUGAGUGUUUAUCCUGAAACUGGACAAAUCCUUGGAUUGGAUGGGACGCAUAUAUCAUCAAUCGUACUAGGAAAGACACACGCUGUGGCCGUAUCGAAGCAGGGCUAUGUUUACACUUGGGGACUGAAUAAUCUGAACCAGUGCGGAAGAGUUGAGGAUCUUCCAUCGUACUGUGCUCAAUGCGGUCUUUGUUCAGCACGUGGUUCAGCUUGUCCAUUGCAAGAUUUUGCUGGGAAGGCGGUGACAUGCAGUUGUGGACCGGGCGAAACAACUUGUCUUAGAUGCGGUGUUUGUCGUACUUGUGGCGAAUCUACUCAACCUCGACCGGAUGGUGACCAACCUGCUCGAACUUACCUUACCCCAGCUCGUGUGAACAUCGUAAAAGCUCAGCAGAACGUAAAGGUUUAUUUGAAAAUUUUAUACAGUACAUCUCUUGGCUGCCAGGUAUCAUCAGUGAGCUGUGGUAAUUUCCAUACGGUACUAUUGGCCGCAGAUGGCUCAGUGUUCUCAUUUGGUUCUAACUGCCAUGGUCAGCUAGGCACUGGGGAUAUCAACAGCAAAAUAGAGCCACAAUUGGUUCUUCUGCCGUCAGAUGUUCAAGUGGCUCAGGUUGCUGCCGGUGCCAACCAUACCGUUUUGCGAACUACGCUAGGAGCGGUUUACACUUUUGGCGCUCAUAGGAUGGGGCAAUUAAUUCGGUUCGACCUUGCUAUUAAAUUAAAUUUUGGAAGAUUUUCAACUUAUGGAGUAAAUAUUUUUAGGCCGUCAAAUGAGGAUCAUUACUGGCACGCUGUGCCUGGCAGGGUUCCAGGAUUUGGUCCAGGUUGUGAAUCGUUUGCAACUUGGAUUGGGGCUGUCGGUGAUGUUACGCUAAUACAUAGUCACACUGUUCUUUUACACCCAGAGGACAUUAUCGGCGCACAGCUGGUGGCAAGCAAGCGUGAUCUAUUCAUUUUCCCACGACAAGUUGGCAAGGAAUAUUUGGCAAUCCAUAGGAAACACGGUAAUUUUUCGCAUCAUAGUUUGGGACCAUGCGGAUUAUAUACCAGUUGGUGCUUGGAGUCUCAGUACGAUAUUCUUUGGUCGUACAACGCAGCUGAGAUGCGAGUACAAGCAAAUUCUGUGCAUUUGAGUACACCAAAAGAAAUCCAUCCUGAUGGUUUGAAUUCUUUGGCAUUCUUACAUUCUCCCGAAUGGGCAGUACCACUAGAGAACCCCUCAACUUGCUCAUCUGUACAGUUAGGAAUGUCGCUACUUAGUUGCACUUAUUCGGCUAUGAUUAUUACUAAAGGAAGACUUUGGAAUGAGAAGGAUUUCAUAACUUCUCCCGAACAUGGCGAAUCGAGAGCCAUUGGUCGUUCAGUGGUUUGUCGAUUUGAUUCUACAGGAGGAGGGUGGGGGUAUUCUCCACAUUCUAUUGAAGCCAUUCAAGUAAAAACGAACAAGGAAGUACGCCUACUUGGUAUUGGCUUGUAUGGCGGUCGAGGAGAAUAUAUUGCAAAGUGGGGUGAUAAUUGGUUUUCCAAUACUUGUGUAGUGAAAUUUAGUUCAGUUGCAAUAAAGAUUUUCCGUCUGCCAAGCGAUGGAUCGGAUGAACAGUGUGCAGAGCUCUUAUCCGAAUCGGAUGAAACACUUUAUGAUUGUGGACAACGAGAAGCAGCUGCGUUGAUGCUUGCGCAACCAGUGCUCAUGAGGGCCAAUCACUGGCAUGUCGUUAGUGCAAAAAUCAGUGGUCCAUCGUCUGAUUGCGGCGCAACUGGUCGUCGAGUAGUUGAGUCUAGUGACGACGUGAUAUUCACCUUUCGUAACUCAGCAAUCUCCAAUAAUGGUACGGAUGUUGCCUCGUUUCCUGGUGAUGGACCAUCUUUUGCGAACGAAAAACGGGAUGAGUAG